Molecule: messenger RNA, 1613 nt
Organism: Synchiropus splendidus (mandarinfish)
Lineage: Eukaryota; Metazoa; Chordata; Actinopteri; Syngnathiformes; Callionymidae
Product: vitelline membrane outer layer protein 1 homolog
Exons: 4
Coding region: 43-678 (211 amino acids)
Source: RefSeq, a predicted model, not a curated record
GGUCGGAUCCUCAGUAGGAAGCUCUGCCACGCUGCCGUCCACAUGGACCGUCUGCUCCCGCUUCUGGCCCUGGCUCUGGCCCUGACCUCCUGCGCUCUUUCCGAGGAGAGCACUUUCCAGCAGAGAGCGGGAACAGCCUUCAACAACCGGCAGUUCACAUCUGUCCUCUCUGUCAGCAAUGGAGAGCGGUUCGGCCACUGGACCUGGCCUGAGAUGUGUCCCGAGGGCUUCUUCGCCGUCGGCUUCAGUGUCAGGGUGGAGACGAACCAGUACCUGUCGGACGACACCGCUCUGAACGGAGUCCGUCUCGUGUGCUCCAAAGACGAGGCCAGAACUCACCUGUACACCAUCGAGUCCCACACGGGCUACUUCGGCGAGUGGUCCCACCCUCAGUACUGCCCCAGCGGAGUCCUCACCUCCUUCCAGCUCCGCGUGCAGCCGCACCAGGGACUGCUCGGUGACGACACGGCCGUCAACAACAUCAAGUUCCGCUGCAGCAGCAACCCCACGCUGGAGGCUCCCGGCAUGCAGUGGGGCGAGUACGGCCUCUGGAGCCGGGACUGCACGGGCGGAGGGAUCUGCGGCAUCGAGACCAAGAUGGAGGAGUAUCAGCGCGGUCUGGACGACUCCACGCUCAACGACGUCCGCUUCCACUGCUGCGACAGGUCGACCCAGUGACGGACGCGGGACCCCCUGGACGCUGACUCGGAAAUUCUAAUAAAACACUUGAGGAAACGUGUUUGGACUGUCUUUUAUCUCCGAAGUCAAGAUGGAAUACACGACAGAACCCACUCCGGUGACGUCAUCGGUCACACCAAAGUCAGAGUGAGCAGGAGAACACGCCGGGAUUAGGAGGUGAGGAGUGGGAUUAUAGAUGACGAGAUCGCGGCGUGUCGACUGGAAAAGUGUCGAGUCGUCGCGGCGACUGAGGCGAUUGAAAAUUACAAACGAUGGAGGCGUUUUUCUGGGGCAAACCUGGACCCGGGUCUGGACUCAGUCCAACACGACCCACUGACUUUGACUCCAGAUGAGCCUCGCGUCAAAAAAGUGUCCAAACGUGAUUCAAUACUUCAGUGACUUAAUUUCACACUGCACUUCAGAUUUUUAGCAUGUUAGUAAAUAUUGUUUAUCAUAGCGUAUGUGUGACAACUGGAGUGGCGGUGGUGCACUUCGGUUUGCCGCCACACGGGGUCACUAGAUGGCAGCGCUACAUCGAACUGCUGUCGCUCAAACAAAUGGGCACAAACCCAGAGACACACACGCACACAGUUCAGUAGGAUGUUACUGAUGGAGAUUAUUUGACGGAUAUUCUCGCCGCACACACACAUCAUCAAACACACUUGACAUCCAACAUGGUGGUCAAAACAAAAGUCCACCUUUCUGUUGCGUCAAUGCGAUCAAUGAAGUAACGUUGGUCUUCCUCAGCCGCGGCGACUUCCUGCUGUCAGAGCGUGAAGAAUCCAUUCAGGCUAAAAACACGACCCUUGACCUUGACCUCCAUUAGUGAUGACCUCAGAGGUCGCGCUUGCCCGUCAGUGAAGAAGCACACCAGUGAGGUAGAAGCUGAGAGUUGUAUUUAGCAGAAGAAGACAAUCCAUAAACAAAAAUAAACU